Lathyrus sativus (Indian pea) is the source of this 258-nucleotide messenger RNA. Lineage: Eukaryota; Viridiplantae; Streptophyta; Magnoliopsida; Fabales; Fabaceae. The record is from the annotation of a GenBank genome assembly.
AUGGAUAGCCACGAUUCUCACGAUGCGAAACAAAGCCCUGCUGAUAUGACAGCAUUUGUGCAAAAUCUUCUUCAGCAGAUGCAAGGUAGGUUCCAGACCAUGUCGGACUCCAUUAUUACAAAGAUUGAUGAUAUGGGAUGUCGUAUAAAUGAGUUGGAGCAGACCAUCACUGAGCUGAGAGCUGAGAUAGGAGUGGAGCUCUCUCAAGCACAAGCAGCAAAGGAACAAGAGUCGAACAAGGAAGAGGGUUCAUCUUAA